AUGGCAGAUGUCGUUCUCAGCAACGCCGUUGUGUCCGUCCAAGAGGACUGGCUUUGCGACAACUCAGAGUUCUUCAGAGUGUGCCUCCGUGGAGGUUGGAAGGAAACCAUCACAAAGGCUGUCCACCUUGAACAUGUUGACGCCCAGACCUUCCUACUCCUUGUAGAGGCUAUGGAGGUUGUGCUGAACUCGCCCGAUAUCAAGAUUCGCCACCACUUCGAGAAAGCGUCCGAUCGUGUUAUCUCCUUCCUCCCAGACUCCCAGCCGAUCACAGCAUUCUCCCGACUUGUGCGCCUUGCAGACUUCCUGCUGAUGACAAACCUCUACUUCUUCCUGCGACGCGUAUAG
Molecule: messenger RNA, 348 nt
Organism: Colletotrichum graminicola M1.001
Lineage: Eukaryota; Fungi; Ascomycota; Sordariomycetes; Glomerellales; Glomerellaceae
Exons: 1
Coding region: 1-348 (115 amino acids)
Source: RefSeq, a predicted model, not a curated record